AUGCUGAUUUCCCAUUCUCGUGUGCGUCGUCUUUUCCCUCUUCUCUAUUCUCGAUUUUUUCAAUUGAUCGCCUUCGUCCUCUCCGUUUAUUUCUUCUACAAUGCGUAUCGGAAUCACACUGAGAAGCAAUGGAUCGAUCCCGAGUGUUUAUGCAAAGAUCAAGACGGAAAUGAGUACGAUUUUUGCUAUCAUUUACCUGAAAACGGGAAAAAAGGGAAACGAUUCGCGUGUGAUUAUGUGAAAGAUGUCAAGAGAUUAGGAUUGCUACCGGAUUAUCCAACAAUCGAUUUGACAAAGAGCCACGUUCCUGAACCAAUCUUUGUCACCGCAUUUUCAGAGAAUCAUUGGGAUGAAGCAAAGAGAUUGAUUGCCCUCAUUCGUCAACAUUGGCGUCAGCAAAAAGUUAUUAUCUAUGAUUUGGGGAUAACAAGUUCAACAGCCGCAGAAAUCAAUGGAUUUUGUAAUGUCGAACUUCGAAAAUUCCCAUUUGAUGUCUAUCCUCAAUAUGUUCGUCAGUUGGCUGAGUAUCGCUGGAAACCGAUUGUGAUCGCGGAAACAUUGAAAGAAUUCGGCGCCAUUUGGUAUAUGGACAGUUCAAUCACAUGGAGGAAACAGAAUUUAUCGCAUGUUUACGAUUUGUUAAACUGUCGGAGUAAAGUCGGUUUCGAGAAAACCCCAUUGCCAUCGAUUGCAGAGAGGGAUUCCCGAGAAAACACAACAAUUCACGAGUCGGGAUGGACACUCGACGUGUGGGAUGACAAUUUGAAAGCUUGUAGAAAGUCAGCUUACAUGUUCCACGGAUGGACUGGUCACGGGAUCUAUCCAGCUACUUCACAUCAUCUUUAUGAAUGGAUUCCAACAAAUUUUGAUGAGAUUAUAAAGCCAAAAGCGAAAAUGUAUGAGGCGGGAUUUGUGUACGCGGUGAGAACAAAGGACACUGUCGAGAGGAUUAUGCGAUGGUAUGUCUUGUGCGCUUUAGAAGACAAUUGUAUGGCUCCAAGAGGGAUUCCUGGGAUCUCUCUUGGUUGUCAAUGGGGAGCCUCGAAAUUCUCUGACUACGCGAAUUGUCAUCGUUACGAUCAAUCAGUCGCCAAUUUAUUAGCGGCUAAUGGGUUUCAUUAUGAUCGUCAUUAUUAUGUUUCAGAGAUUGUUGAUUUCUUUAAUGUUGUCAGAGAUCCUUUAACUGCUCAUCGACCUCCAAGAAAAAGAACUGCAUCAAAAAAAGUGCACGUGCAAUUUUCGAGGAAAUAUUUCCAAGUAGCAAACAAACAAAAGUGCACAAAAAAAAGCUUUAACAAUAUCAUGAUGCGAGCUUUUUUCCUUUUGGCAUUGAUCUCAGUGGCUACAGCGUUGAAAUGUUACAAAGACAACAGUGGAGAUGAGCAUCAUUCAGGAAAUGAACGAGAAGUCUCAUGCUCUUGCGGGGAUUAUUGCAUCAAGUACUAUGCACAAGCAGCCAGUGUGAAAGCGGCAACGUGGGAUUGCGGAUGUGCGACACCGGCCGGGAUGAAAGUGAACAUGUGCACAAAAGAAGGCAAAUCGACGUAUGGAUCGAAUCCCGUGCUUGAAGUGAAUUGUUGUUCGGGCGAUUUGUGCAAUGGUUCCUCAACCGCUAAAUUCUCUUUCAUUACCGCUUUCGUCUCAUUUUUCCUUUACAUGAUCGCUAAA
Messenger RNA from Mesorhabditis belari, 1668 nucleotides. Lineage: Eukaryota; Metazoa; Nematoda; Chromadorea; Rhabditida; Rhabditidae. The record is from the annotation of a GenBank genome assembly.